UGUGUGCAUCAGGGCACUUUCUGCUUGAAUCAAUGAUGUUGUUUCUCAUGUGUGCGUGUGUGUUGCUCCUGCCGACCACCGGCGUGCAAUGAGGCAAAUUUACAGGCUAAGACGUCUCUGAGUGAGGGAACCGCAUGAACAUAUAGACGGUGGAAUUGCUCUUAUUUGAUGUGGGCAUUAUCAGUGUUGGAUUUGUGGCGAUCGUUAGAUGCACCCAAGAAGCCUGUACGUGGGUGACCCAUCACUGUGUGUGUAACGAUGCCUGAGCCGCAAGCUAGUGUGUGCACCCGGGAAAUGUAAAGAAGUGCAUCUCGGAGAUAGGGAGGCCUGCCUUGUGUGUUUGAGAUUUUCAACUUCGAUUGUGGGGAAAUUUGUCUACAUCCUAGAACACACACCGAGAGACAAACAACGCUGAUGCAUGAGUACGCAUCGGACGGUGGGGCUGCUAUACACCUACGUCACGAUGCAUCUCAUGCAGCUGCAACCGGACUUGCAAUUACAGUAGGUCACAAGACCUUCCUCAUUGAUUGGCUAAUGAUGAGUUGAGGGAGAAAGACGAAGAAGAAAGAAAGAAGAAAGAAGAAAGAAAGAAGAAGAGAAAUCGCCAGGCUGCGGGGCGGUGGAAGUGAGAAAUGAAUCACUGACAGAGUGGACGUAUCUACGAGUAAACAGGCCACGCUUGAUGGAGCCUGAGAGGUUGGGAAUCACGCUGGAUUGCUUAGCUGCCCCCCCCCCCCCCACUCCUUUUUCUUUCUCCGUAGGAUGGAUUGUGAUUGAACUGUUUGCCUAGCACUUCCAACUAGGGUUGUGUGUGGACAGUGUGUGCAUUUUUUUGGAUGGACCUGCUGGUGCGUGCAUUCUGUUUGAGAUGUUUCACGGUGACAGUUACUACAAUUGCAUCACUAGCGGUUUUUGAGUGGUUGGAGCAGGGACACACAUGCUGUUGGAAAUAUAUCAGAGGGAAAUUUGAGAUGGAUGCCACUGCCGCAUGGAAUUCUUGUGGUGAAAUUUAUCUGUUGGAAUCAAGGUGUUUUGAUGGUUUGAUGCAUCUCAGGAAGUCUGAGGAGUAAAACUUUUAGAGCGUCCACGGCAGGCGAUCAAGCUUGUCAUCAUGUUGCACAAGACAGCAUUCAGAAGCAAACACAAGGCAAGGAUGUACUCGGUGGCAUACGGUUUCAUGUUACCGUGGAUUUGGUGCGUGAACCAGCUCGUGUCCAUGGUUGUACGGACCACGGAUGAGUCUAGGAACGAGGAGGAAGCGCCGUGCUACGAGCGUUGCGUUAUUCUCAUAUUCUCGUUGCCCGUGUGUCUGGCACUAAUCAUCGUCUUCUCACCGUUUGCCUUAUUUGGUUUCAUCACGCGGAUGUGUCUCUCCGGCAAGCGCACCCCGUACAUGUACUCCUUCUCGGACACACCCAGCCGCGUCAACGUCAACGAGUGUAUAUGGGUGGACCUCUCCUCAAAACAUUUCUUCAAAAUCGCCGUGAUCGAUACCUGUCUCAUGCCGGAGGGCAUGGCGCGAUUGAACAAUCUGCGCAAUGUACAGACGCGAUCGGUCAACCUCGGCCGUAGGAUUAUCAACUCUCAGGUCAGGCCGAGCCCGAGGAUUUUUGUCCAGUCGCCGUCGGAUAGUGAGCUCAAGACUCAUAGCAUUAACCCACCGGCGUCCACGAACCCGAUGAGUCUUUUCAACUUGAAUGAGAGCAACCUGGACGUGACUGAGGAAGAUGUGUCCUGCGUGACGUACACGAACAUCCGACCGGAGGAGACAUCAUUUUUUACGCAGGGUAUUGAUAAGAUAAGGGAGUCUGAUGACUACCAGGAGCAGAGUCAAUGCAACGGUGACACCCCUGUCACCCCAGAGACCCCUCUGAACGGGGACGCGCUCAGGGACCUCCGAGAAGUAGAACUCGAGGAUAGGUAUGAACAGCAUGCUAGCGUUACCUCUGUGCCUGAUAUUGUGCCCAAGGACAUCCCGAGCCCAGCGGAAUCCCUCGCGUCAGUCUCGAGUCCGAACAUAGACACCAGCGUGCAAAUUGAGUUCAACAAAGUAACUUGUCCGUUGACAGGCGGCGACCCCAAGCCCACCACUCUCCCCAGUGGGAACCCGUCGACUCAACGGCAGAAACCUCACGGAGAGGGGAACAUCGGGGAUGUCCCCUCCCCAACAGAACAUGCCGUUAAUAUUAAUUUCCCCGCCGGCUUGGACUUCAUCUGCUUCCAAGAGGUUUUCGAACGGAGAGCCGCCAAGAAACUCAUAAAAAUCCUUCAUUUGUGGUUCAGUCACAUUCUGUACGAUGUUGGCGUGAACUCGUGGAGGAUUAACAGACAUUUUUUGAAUAGCGGUUUACUCUUCGCAAGCCGUUACCCCAUUUUGGAUGUGUCUUUUGAGUGUUUCAAGGAGAGUAAGAACGAGGACAGAGCCGUCUCUAAAGGUCUCCUGAUGGUCAAGGUACAAGUUGGUAAGACAAGAGAGGGCCACCCUGUGGUUGGGUACAUUGCUGUCACACAACUCCAAGCAUCACAAGAAACCAACAUACGCUCGAACCAGCUGGACUCCAUUUUGAAUUGGUUGAGUAGUUUUCACAGCCGCACCCACACGGAGUGCUGCUCAGAACUCGUGGCCUUUGACCUCCUCUGUGGGAACUUCAACUUUGACAAUAUGUCCCCAGGUGAUAUGCCAGAUUGGAGCCACCCUGUUUUCCUCAUCUACCAUGAUCCAUGCAGGCAGAGGCCGGGGCUAGACAGACCCUGGACAGUCGGUACCAUACUCAGGAAGAAAUGUCUCCAGGAUGACGAGAUAUGCACUCCGGAAGGCUUACAAAGUGCUUUAGAAGACCACCAGCAGCGAGGUGUGUACCUGGAGGAUGCCGAUGUAUUUGAUGCUGGUGACGGAGUCCGAUGGGGCACGUCAGACAGCGCCCAAAAUGAGAGCAGCGGGAGGCGCAGAGUGGAUUAUAUUCUUUAUAGUAAUCAUAGGACACAUAUGCAGCAGAUCUGUGAGGAGUACAGCUUUGUAAGUCAACUAGCCACAUUAACAGAUCACAUCCCUCUUAGUAUGACAUUCUCGGCAGCCAUCGGACCGGCCGCCAUGCAGGAAUGGCUCCAAGAUGUCACCCCGGACAGCGAGGGUUCACACUCCUGCAAGAUCAUGUAUGAAACUACCGUUUGAUGAUAGGGUCACAUACCUAUGUUCCGACACACCUAGGUUUUUACCACACUGCUAUGUGAGAGGUAUUGGCUGAGCGGAUAAGAACACCAGAGUCUUUUUUUAUAAUCGGCAGAGUAUGGGUUGGAGCCCUGGUCAUGAGACUUCUGUAAUGUGAUUUGGUCACAGAGUUUGGGGCACUUGGUAUUUUAUUGUGGUGAUUAUGUUAUGGAACAAACCCCCCCCCCCUCCCCCAUCACACAAAGGUACUUUAGCUGCAUGGUCAUUGUGACGUGAUGUGGCUGAGUGAACAAGAACAUCGAAUUUAAGCUAUGGUGUUUUUGAUCUGUGGGUUCGAGUCCCAGUCAUGACACUUGUGUCAUUAUUAAGACACUUGCUGCAUUUUUCAAAUGGGACAUAAAGCCGUACGUCCUGCGUGUUGUGUAAUGACCCCGCCUUUUUCAGAAAUUUGGCUUGGAAAGUUCUGCAGAAAAAAACGUUUUUACCAUGUUUUAACGU
Molecule: messenger RNA, 3667 nt
Organism: Asterias rubens (European starfish)
Lineage: Eukaryota; Metazoa; Echinodermata; Asteroidea; Forcipulatida; Asteriidae
Product: sphingomyelin phosphodiesterase 3-like
Exons: 7
Coding region: 1112-3172 (686 amino acids)
Biological process (GO): sphingomyelin metabolic process
Cellular component (GO): extracellular region; cytoplasm
Molecular function (GO): sphingomyelin phosphodiesterase activity
Source: RefSeq, a predicted model, not a curated record